Molecule: messenger RNA, 2070 nt
Organism: Pedinophyceae sp. YPF-701
Lineage: Eukaryota; Viridiplantae; Chlorophyta; Pedinophyceae
Source: the annotation of a GenBank genome assembly
AUGCCAGCGGCGGGGACAGUGCCCGUCUCGACGGCUCCCGUCGGGGCGGCUCGCAAGGAGGGGACCACAGACGUCUCGGACCUCGGGCUGACGGUGCCGGCGGACACGAUGCGGUCGCUCGCGGACGCCAAGGAGGACACGGGCAAGCAGGUGAAGCUCGCGAACGACGGGCCCGUCGUCGUCUGGUUCAAGAACGACCUCAGGCUCGACGACCACCCGGGGUUGGUGCGAGCCCUGGCCACUGGGCGCCCGGUCAUUCCGCUCUUCGUGCUCGACUGGACGCUCCACAAACCCAACACGGUCGGCCGCUCGGUCCUCCUCGGCGCCGUGAAGGCCCUCAGGAAGGCGCUCGAGGAGCGCGGCUCGACCCUUGUGGUCCGCGAGGGCCCCGCUCCCGCCACCGUCGCGAACUUCGUCCGCGACGUCGGCGCCGCGGCGGUCGUGGCGGAGUCCGACGUGGAGCACGCCUGGCGCGACGCCCUGAGCACCGCGCAGGAGGAGAUCGUCGAGCUCCUCGCCAACGUCGGCUCCACGUCCGCGCCCCCGCACGUCCAGCUGUGGACCGCGCCGCUCUACGACCCCGCGCUGUUCCUGGACAGCUACCCCGAGCACGGGCGCCGGCGCGGACCCGCGGCCGCGCCGGUCGACGCCCCGGACGCGCUCCCGCCGCUCCCGGCCGGCAUCGACGCGGGCGCGAUCCCGGACGGCGCGGGCGGCGGCGCCACGCACGGCGCCCCGCUCGGUCUGAACCAUCUGCCGUUUGUGCAGUCGGAUGUCGACGGCGCGCAGCUGUCGGAGGAGAUCGAGCGCGUGUGGGCGGGCGGAGAGGCCGGCGCGCGCGAGGCGCUCGCGGCGUACCUCCGCGCGGACGACGGCGGCCCGCGGACGCCGCUGGGCCGCAAGCUCGCGGCGCUGACUCCGCUGCUCGAGGCGCCGCAGGGGCCGGGGGGGUCGUUCACGUCGCUCUUCGCGGGCGCGCUCGCGCUCGGGACGCUGUCGCCGCGGCGCGUGCACGCCGAGGCCGUGCAGUACGGGCGGGACCGCAACGGCGGCAACUACGGCGCCACGCCGGCGACGCGCGCGGCGAUCUCCGCGUCCGACACGUGGGAGUUUCACCGGCAGAUGGGCCUGGUCGCGGCGAACUCGGACGCGACGGGCCCGUCGGGCGCGCCGCUGCGGCACUGGCGGUGGCGCGGCGUGCUGUCGGACUACGUCUUCGUGGAGGGCGCGGGCGGGAAGGGCGCGGGGCGGCCCGCGGUGCUGCUCGUGCACGGGUUCGGGGCGUUCUCGGAGCACUGGCGGCGCAACACGGCCGAGCUCGCGGCCCGCGGGUACGACGUGUGGGCCUGCACGCUCCCCGGCUUCGGUAGAAGCCAAAAGUCCCCCAUGCUCUACACGCAGUACCUCUGGUCCGACUUCGUGGGCGACUUCGCGCGCGAGGUCGUCGGCCGCCCCGCCGUCGUCGCCGGCAACUCCAUCGGCGGCUACAUCUCCGCGCUGGCCGCCGCCCGCGACCCGCAGCAGUUUGCCGGCCUGGUGCUGGUCAACAGCGCAGGCGUCAUCCGCGCGGGCUACGAGCAGGAGCGGCCCGUGCCGCCGAGCCCGAACCCGCUCGCCGUCGAGCUCGGCAGCCGCGCGCUCUUCCUGUACCUCCAGUUCGGCAUCAAGAGCACCCUCCAGCGGGUUUACCCAGUGCAGCCCCAGUUCGCGGACGAGUGGCUCGCGGAGGAGAUCGAGCGCGCGUCGCGGGACCCCGGCGCGCUCGACGUGUUCAAGUCCUCGGCGUGGCUCCCGACGCCCUGGCCGCUGAACUACUGCGUCGACCAGUUCGGCGGGCCCACCAUGGUGCUGCAGGGCGUGCUCGACCCGCUGAACGACGCCGGGGCGCGCGCGAACGAGAUCGAGCGCAUGUGCCCCGACGUGCGCGUCGAGCGGCUGCAGGCGGGGCACUGCCCGCACGACGAGGUGCCGGAGACGGUGAACGAGAAGAUGGACGACUUCAUUCGCGGUAUCGAGGCAGGCGGGGCGCGGACGCGGGCGACGGCGAGCGCGGUGAGCACCUCUGCGUGA